CCUCCAACACCACCACUAAACACUACUAGCACCACUACAAUGUCGUUCAAUAAUACUGAGUCAUUCACCAAUGACUUGGAGAGAACAGCCACCAAUAAAUCGCUGCAUUACAAGGAUUAUCCCGAGUAUGAAACGACAUCUCAACUUAUAGAUAAGCAAUUACACCACAUUAAUUCAAAACUACUACCCAGUUUACGAAGCCAAAUUAGUGAAUUAAAUAAAAAUCCAGAUAGUACUACUCAGUCAGGAACCAUAACCACGACUGUAGAUACCAUCACAAGUCAAUAUAAAGAAAUAAAUGAGAAUAUCAAGUCAUUGAACAAGAUUAUUAAUACUAUCGAAUCGAGUCAUGAGGACAUCGAAGUGUUGAACUAUCUCAAGCAGAAGGAAAGUAUUCAGAUCAAGUUGGUGAGAGACAGUCUCAAUAACUUCAAGAAUUACCAGAAACGAUUUGAAGGUUUGCACGGUAAGAUCUCACCUUCUGAAGCAUUGGUACAAGCGCAAUCACAAGCACAAGCACAAGGUGAAAAUGAGGGACAAGUACAUAAUCAAGACCAAGUACAAGUUCAGUUGACGUAUGAACCUGUAAAUGCUGAAGAGUUGGAGCAGCAGACACUUAUUAUUGCAGAGAGAGAACGAGAACUUCAUCGUAUUCAUCAGGAUACGCAGACUAUAAAUGAUAUAUUCCAGAACUUAGCAGGCAUAGUUAAUGAGCAACAGUUUCAAAUCGAUAAUAUUGAAAGUAAUAUCUUCAGUUAUAGUGAGGAUGUACGUACUGCUAGUCAUCAUUUACAAAGGGCUGAAAGAAGUCAACGAUCAUCUACCGGUAGAAUGUGUUGUUGUUUGGUUAUAUUAGGGAUUGUGUUAGGAUUAAUAGUUGUAGUGACAUUUAUUUAG
Molecule: messenger RNA, 897 nt
Organism: Scheffersomyces amazonensis
Lineage: Eukaryota; Fungi; Ascomycota; Pichiomycetes; Serinales; Debaryomycetaceae
Gene: PEP12
Product: SNAP receptor
Exons: 1
Coding region: 40-897 (285 amino acids)
Biological process (GO): intracellular protein transport; vesicle fusion; Golgi to vacuole transport
Cellular component (GO): SNARE complex; endomembrane system; membrane
Molecular function (GO): SNAP receptor activity; SNARE binding
Source: RefSeq, a predicted model, not a curated record